Messenger RNA from Anopheles marshallii, 3111 nucleotides. RefSeq names its product fas-binding factor 1-like. Gene Ontology annotation, cellular component: ciliary transition fiber; ciliary basal body; centriole. The record is from RefSeq and is a predicted model, not a curated record. Lineage: Eukaryota; Metazoa; Arthropoda; Insecta; Diptera; Culicidae. Gene Ontology annotation, biological process: cilium assembly; establishment of epithelial cell polarity. Bases 1 to 3111 code for a protein of 1036 amino acids. The transcript is spliced from 2 exons.
AUGAAUUUCGAUCUAGAUGAUCCUCUGGAAGGAUUGCUAAGUGAUGGUAGUAAUGAUAGCUUGUUUGGAAAUGAAACAUCAAAAAAACCGUCUCAAUCUACCAAACCCGGUAAAAUGGAGGACUUGUUCGGUAUUAAAACCGAUCCAACAAAGGUUACUUCGAUUGCCAAAACUGUGGAACAAACCGGAACAGCGUCCGAAAAAGUGCAACCGGCAUCAUUAGAUUACACGAAACCUUCCACAUCGGCUACCCACCAACCAUCGAGCUUAACCAGCGUUCAGGGAAGGAAACCGGACACCUUGGCUAAUAAGCCCGUUGGCUCCACUGCAUCUAACAAACCCGCUACUCCACAGAAGAAGGAAAUUUCAUUCGAUGAUAGUGACCUGUUGGCAGACCUGGGUUUCGAUCCUAAAAAGCCCAGAUCAAAGUCCAGCAUUCUUGACGACAUUCUCGGUGGUACGUUAACGGCAUCAACUAAAGAAAUACCGCCAAAAAGUGUUAUUGCCAAACCCAGACAAAGCCUUACCACGACGCUAGAAGAACCGCCCAAUACUGGUAAAGCUUUUUCUCGUCAAACAACGGAAACUUCAGACAACCCACCACUCGAAAGUACAGUUACGGGAAGCUACGCACCUAGCAGCAAUAAUAUACCGAGUUCCGGUGCAAUGCCAAAGAGAAGUGGACGCCGGAAAUCUUCCGUCUCUAUGCUGAACGAUCCUUUGGGACUGUUUGGGUCCACCACGGAAGAAAAACUUCCUCGUUCUGAAACAAAGCAACCAAAGAAAGGAGGCGCUGAUUGGUUAGGUCUAAACGAUGACACAGCAGUGAAGGAAAUGGAUCCCAUCCCAAUGACUGCUCUAACCAAGCAACGUGAUUCCAUAGCAUCGAAGGUACCAAUUGCUUCAGUUCCUCAACAGCAAGAUGUUUCUCCGGAAGUAUCCGUCCUCCCAAAGCCAGAUAAGUUACCUUCUCCUACUAAAACGACCGUUGUUCUUUCCCAACCUAUUAUUCAACCCAAACCGCUGAUACCCGACCCUGCAACAAUCACUAACACCAUCCAGUUUGUGGAGGCGGAAGCACAAGGUGCAAUUGCGACAAUGCAACAGCAAGAGUUCCAAUUGUCUGUGGCAAGUCAAAUGAUUUCCCAAGAACAUGCAUUAGUCGAUAUGCAGCAGAAACAACACGCUAUUCUCAAAAGGCAGGAAGCGCAGUUUAACGAACUGCUUCGGAAACAAAUGCAACGUCACACUGCAUUGGAAGAUGUCCUUGCGAAGCAGCAGCAACGAAUAAAUGCGAACAUUCAACUCAUUAUGAGCCAACCAGCUAUGCCCGUUAACCCCUUCCUGGGGAGCAUAGAAACGGAAGAACACUUCGAAAAUGAGCCCCAACAUGCUUCAGAUAAAAAUCCGAUCGAAAAGGUAGAACUCCAAACCGAUGUAAAACGGCUCGAAAUGGAAAAGCUUCGAUUGGAAGAUAUGAUUUCCAACCUUUCGGUGAACCAUGAGCAAGAACUUUCUAUACUCGAAACAAGCUACAAAAAACAAAUGACCUUCCUGGAAGACAGUCUCCGCAUCAUGGAGGCAAGGCUGAAGCACGACAAUAAGCAGUUGGAAGAGUUUUAUCAGGCCAAAAUUAGCUUCAUCGAACAAGGACAGCAAAAGCUCGUUAAAGAUUACGAAGCGAAGGUGCAAUCCAUGGAAGAACAGCACCGCAAACUGAUCGAACAACUGAAGCAAGGAUACGAAGAAAAUCUUGAACAAUUGCGACAGGAUCAUCGCGAAAUGAUCGCUACCAUACGUGAAUCAAAAAUACUUGAGUUUUCAGUCGUGCAGGAUAAUCAAUCCUAUCUGAACACGCUCAAAAGUGCUUCCAGCUAUCUAGAGAAUGCAUCAGGAGAUCUGCAACAGUUGAGAGAUACACUGCAGGAUCAAAUAGAAUUUUCACACAAGGAAAGAGAGCGCCUGCUGAAGCAACGCGAAAAGCAACUCGAAGAUCAGCAAAAGCAGCUCGAGCACACGCGGCAUGCCGCUGCUGAAGAGAACGUUCGUCUGCUGAACUUGGUGGAAAUGCUUGAGGGCAAAGUUACCGAGAUGACAAAGAUAUCGUCGGAAGAGCGAUGGGAAUAUCAGCAAAAGUGUAUCAAGUUGGAAGCAGAAAAGCAAAUUAUGGACAAAGAAAAGCAGUUCUUUCGCGAUCGACACGAACGCGAGGAAAGUCGAAUCGCGGAACUUAAGCAAACACAGCUAGAAGAUCACGCUCGCCUGAUGGAUAAAGUGACACAAGAACGGCAAAUACUGUUGCAGGAGAAAGCCAAGUUAGAAACCAUGGCCCAACUGACACCCGGCACAGGUUCUGCAUUUGGUUCCGGUACAUCCCGUGCUGAAGUGGAAGCCGCCCUGAAGGUGGCUGAGGAAGCAGCUCGCCACGCCGACACAGAGAAAGAACGUUAUCUCAACCUACAGCGUCAGCUCGAAACGAAACGCCGUGAGAUUCAGACACGCGAAAGCAAACUACGUGAAGCCAAAGACGAACUAGAAGCCGCCAUCGAUAGAGCUUCACAAAGGGAGCGACAUGCAGAAACGGUAUACCGUAGUCUUCGCAAGUCGGAGCAAAACAUACAGCUGAAGAUAGAAUUGAUACAGCGACAGUUUCGCGAAGUGUCCGAGCGGGAAGAUCGCCUAGCAAAGGAAAAAAUCGAGUUUAGCAAGGAACGGUUGGAGCUUCAGGCUGCUAGACGGAAGCUGCUUCAGACACGUUGCAGUCUAUGCAAGAUCGGUGAUAAGUCACAGGAAAUUGGUGACCUGCUCACAACCAAUACGGAUUCCGUGGCUGACGAUUUGAAACUGGAGGCUAAUUUUGCCGAAAUGCAAAACCGUUGCACGGGUCUGAAGUUGGAACAUUUUUUUGAUAGUGACGUUGAUCACCAAAUGAAGCUUUUCCUCGAACGUAAUCAAGUAGAGCAGUGCAACGAUUUGGAGUUGACGGACAACCAAAGAAGACAUCGAGAAAUUGAUCAUAAUUUGGCUUUACUGAACUUUGACGCUCUUUUUCCACAGCUACAAUCGGACGAGGGACAAGAGCGUAGCGCCACAAACGUCGUUCCAUCGUAA